This is a messenger RNA of Marasmius oreades (fairy-ring Marasmius), 3672 nucleotides long. RefSeq lists its product as uncharacterized. The record is from RefSeq and is a predicted model, not a curated record. Bases 1 to 3672 code for a protein of 1223 amino acids. Lineage: Eukaryota; Fungi; Basidiomycota; Agaricomycetes; Agaricales; Marasmiaceae. The transcript has 5 exons.
AUGUGCCAGUCAUGCCGGGAGAAACAUCGACGAUAUGCAACGACGAAGAGGGCUAAACGGAAGCUGGAGAAAGCUGCAUUACAAGGACAGACUCUGAUAGCCUUCGAACAAAUUUCAGGAUCUUCGUUGUUGUCAGAGUCCACGACGGAAAGGAGUAGUUCACCUGGGUCACAAAGCAAGAGUGCUACUCUAGAUGUCCAGUCUCAUUCAUCACCGGAAAGUGCAACAUCGACACAAACACCAUCCGUCACGAAGCCCUCAUAUUCAAAGAACUCUAUUCAGCCGCCUUCAACGCUAUUGCCUCUCCCGGGAACGACAUGGGACAUCAGCAAUAUAGACCCCCGGAUGUUUGAAGCACAACCUGGCAGCUCUGAGCUUGCUGGGGCCCUGACUCCUCUGCCACGCUCCACCCUUCCGCAAUCGGCAAUGACUUCGACACCCCAGUUUGAUUUUCAAACACCAACAGUUCUCUCGGCCUCCCCAGAGGCGACGCAAGACCCAACAGAUGACACGCAGUCAGCUGGCGUAUCAUCUUCCGGAACUCGCAGAUUUUGCUCUAUCAAGGGAUGUAAAUCCAUUCUCGCAGGUGACUACAACUACAAGAUGUGUAAUCCAUGUCGAGAUCGAUAUAAAAAUUAUGGAGUAACGAAGCGGGCAAAGUGGAAGGCGGAACGCAUCGCUUUUGACCAAGAGCUGGAAAACCUGAAACGCGUCGAAGACGAGAGGCGGGCUAAGGCAGGAUUAGGACGUCUUAGUGCCUCUCCCGAAGAGCUGCGGGCAUGGGAGCUCUCUAUCAUCGACGAAAAAGUCGCUUUACCUCCUACCCUUGCCAAUGUUCUGUCCUCAGUGGCUUCAAACGCGAUUGUUAGCUCUUCACCAUACGCACUUAGCCUUGCGCAAAUCCUUGCACCAUUGGACCAGUUAGACUCAACCCAAGCCGCGCGGUUGGCUCACCUCAUGCGGAUAAAAUUCGAAAGUAAAACUGACGGGCUUCCUGGGGCUUCUCUGGUUGCUGGAGAACGUUCCAUGUCAGAAGGAGCUCAAGUUUCUGAAGCACAAAACGCACUUGCCAUCUCGAGCUCUCAGAAUGAAGCUGAGUCUGAUUCAUGUGCAAGCAACGAGCAAGGCGCGUCUGGCAUUUCGUCAAGCACAUUACCCGCAGCUCUCGUUCUUCACCAGCGCAUGUGCACAGUCUCGCAUUGUCACACUAUCCUUCCCGGCCACUGUCUAUACAAAAGGUGCGAUCACCACAGAUAUCAGAACAGGAAGCACGGGAAAUUGAAGAGAGUCCGGGAGAAAACAAUCAAAGGGAAAGGCGUUGAUCCUGUUGAAGACGGUGGAGAAGAGGAAGUCAUCGAUACCGAUACCAUAUUGCAAGCCAAUUCUGACCCGUUCGAUAGUGAGACGGUUGAGAAGAGAAAGAUCGAGACAAAAGCAAGGGAACGGGCAAAGCAAUUGAUAUUGACCCGGAAUCUGCCCGGUGUUAAGCGUACGAAGGCAUCCACACCGCAGGUUAAAGUUGACAAGUCCAACAAAGGGGAUAAAGCAAACGCCGCCGAAGGUGAAGUUGAAGACGCGGGUGGGAGCAUAACGAUCUCUAGCGUUACCCCAGCUCAAAUUAUCGAACCCCGUGCUUGCGGCAGCAACCACCUGGUGAAUGAGAAACGUAAAGCCUUUUCUUGUACUGCCCGCAAUUGUUCAAAUCUCAUCAAUCCUUGCCUCCGCUGGCGGAUGUGUGAAACUUGUCGGGCUGUCAGGAAAGAGUUGCGUCUCGGUCAGCUUGAACUGGAGAGGCAAUCGGAGAGUCACGAAGAUGACAGACUUUUGGCACGUGAAGAGGAUCCGGGCCAAGUGUCGGACAAUCCAGAAUCCUUCUCCGUCGAGGACUUGGAGAGGAAUAGAGCCAAUCGAAAUAAGACACUCGGUGACUCUUUGGGAGAACCUGCCGAACUCAGUGAUCGACAUCAUGAUGCUCUGACAAUCAAAGCAUUUACACCCAAAGAGGUUCGAGCUACACAACAAGACCAAGGGCCCCUCUUCGGUGUUCUCCAUGAAUCACGACCAGCAGAAGAUGAGCGAGACGACUUCAUUGUCGCCAAUGGGUCACAAGCAACAGGCAUCGAUGAUGCAGCGAUAACAAGUCAGGAUGUGAAUCCAGAGAAAGAGGACGCCGACACAGGAUGUCGUCAGUCACUCCCAGUCCCAGUCCCUACCUUUUCUCCGACGAUUCCUCGGCCUGCUGAAUUUGUCUAUAAAGCGGAAGACUGGCCGAAGCGAAAACUGACUAGUCCAUCGUCUUCGACAUCCCCGACUACGAUAGUCAAACCUUCUGAUGCUGGUCCAGCCGCAAUCAACGAGCCGGUCCGCAAAAGGCGGAGGCUGAGAACUGUCAAGACACUAGCUAACAUUCCUAAUGAGCUUGCAGGUCAAUCGACGUCGUCAUCCAGGUCUUCUACCUUCAGUGUCGCCGCCCCUCAUGGUCACAUUUCGCACGGAGGUUACUAUCCCUACAUGACUUACUCUCACUCUCCUCCGUUUACACGAAGUUAUUCGUACCCGCCUGGCACAUCGAUUGCCGUACCUUAUCCUUAUCCGUAUGCAUAUCCAGGCUAUGGAUACCCUGGUUAUCCAUAUCCCAGUUAUCCGUUUGGAGGGAGCUCGCAUUCUUAUCCUUACGCAGUGCCGCCUCCUCCCCAACCGCCUUAUCCUUACAACCUUGCACACACACAUCCACCUCCACUGCUUACCCCCCUACCCGCCCCCUCAUCGCCCAUCGAGCGUGCAGACAACAGCUCACGAGUUGACCGCACGGGUGGACAGCAGAUUGAAGAUAGCAAGAGCGUCAAACAAAUGUCGGGAAUUGAAGAGGAUGAGACAACGGCAAAAGUUUCGGAGCAGCGAGAAAUCUCUACAACUACAAAAGAUGUUCCCUCAGUGUCAACCUCUAAUCCUUCCCCAAAGAAAUACAACUUUGUGUCGCCGAUGGUCGCCAAUCCUGUCUCUUCACAGAGCGAAAACGCGCCAAAGAGAAGUCGUGACAUCUUCACAAACUACACACCUCAGACGGUACAGGAUGGAAGUGUAAAAAAACGGAGGAGCACCCCGUUGUUUCAAGCAAAUGCCCAAGAUCGUUUGAAGCAGAUACAGGCUUCUCUAGCAUUAUCCAAGCCCAGAAACGAUUCCAAGGGCGUAUUUGUGACUAUGGCUGAUGAAGUGCCUUCUAGUGCAAGUGCAGGUAGUAGCAAAGUUCGAGGGUCGUUUCGGUAUAUGUUCUACCAACCACCCGCUGACUCCGCAACGUCACAAAGCGUUAUUCCUUCUUCAGAUGGUCCAAUUACAUCAGAUGCAACAGAAACGCAAUCAGAGCCUCCCGUACCUGAAGACGGGGAACGAUAUGAGGAGGCGACUGAUCCAGUGCCAGCUGAACAGAGUGGUACUGUUGGAGACCAGAACGAGGGCGAUAAGCGGUUUACCCAAGCCCAGGGUACUCCUUCACGGUGGUGUAAAAACAAAGCAUGCAAUCGUGUUAUAUCCAACCAUUCUUCAGGUUGGCUAUGUGACAGAUGCAAGACGAAGAUCAAACAUCAUCAGGCGAAGACAAAACUUAGGUUCAAGCUGGAACCAGUGAAGAAAGUGGCACCAACUAAAGGGAACAUUAAGAAGGCGCGAUAG